Messenger RNA from Symbiodinium pilosum, 1170 nucleotides. The record is from the annotation of a GenBank genome assembly. Lineage: Eukaryota; Dinophyceae; Suessiales; Symbiodiniaceae.
AUGGUAGCAGCUGUUUCGACCGACCCGGUUCCACAGCUGCUUCGCGGGCAUUGGCUGGACUCCAUAGGGCAUUCCAUCAUUGUCAGCAAGUCCACGGAUGAGGAGCUGAUCUUCACGGCAGUGCUCACCCCCCUGGUGGAGCAUCCCGAUGCGAAAGACCGCAUUCUCCGGAUCGAUAGGCCGGAGGACGGCCACCAGUGGCGCUGUGGGAAUGCCACCCUGGAGCUUGCCGACCGGGAAAACCAAAGGCUUGUCUGGAUCACGGAGGAUGGCCGGCGAAGCGUUUGGUCCAGGACCAAAGAGCUCGCGCCGAGCGGUGCCUCAAGGAACGGCGAGAGGGAAGCAGCCGAGGAUAGCGACAAGGACGUGGACAGCAUCGCGUUUCCCUGGCUGCUGAACAACUGUGCUCCAGAGCCAUGGCUUCCCUUGGACGUCCCCCGAGACAUCCUCUACGAUGGUGCCCGAGUUGCGGCCUUGCUGGACAUCAGGCAAAUGAUCGGUGCUCGCAGCGAGCCGCAGGAGCGCUUGACGCACAUCCUCAUGGACCACGACCUUCACCCCACGCGCCAGGGUGGCGACUACCUGAUCCCGGGUGUGGACUCACCGCUCUGGCAGACCUUGGACGUGUCGGAGUCCAUGCGUCGCAGUAUUGUGCAGAGAAUCAGCAGGAUCCCUCAUGAGGUGCUCUCUCAGCGCGUCAGCUGGAGCGGCAGCGCAGAGGUCUGGGUUGGCCGGCACAAAAUCUCGUGCCGCUCUCGAGACAUUCAGGCCCUCAACGCCAGAUGGGUACCUCCUUUCCAGGACGAGCGGAAACCGCUGGAGAUCGCACGCCUGUUGGCCUUGUAUAGCGUUUUUGACAAUCCAUUGAGCAACCGCCGCAAUGGUGUUCACUUGGGGCUGGACCCCGAGAUUCGACGACAUUGCGAAUUUGAGCUGUUUGCCUCGCCACUGAACGCAGCCGUCCAAAACGGGCGCUUCUCGAGCAAAUGGCCUCAUGUAGAGUGGCGCUUUGGUUCCAUAGGAUCGUAUCCAUCCGUCAUCGACUAUUUGCCCGUGAAUUCGGUUGUGUGCAUCAACCCUCCAUUUACUGAGGCGUACCUUGCUGACGUCAUGGCACGCCUCGCUGAGCUCAAGCAUCUAAACUGCAGUUCUUCCAUGUGGUCAAACUAG